CAAUCAAAUCUUCUUUCGACUUUGAACCCCAUACAUGCAUGCGCACAGCUGUGUCUACUGUCCUUGACUUGUGUGAAUCACAUCGCGUUUACUGUUUAGGAGCGAGGCUUUAGCCUAUACUGCUGAAGCCGCCCGCCUACUUAUCAUAUCACAUAGUAUCUUCAAUUAUAAACCAGUUUUGCUCAACAUCCGCCAAGUGAACGGUUCGCGCCAUUUUGACACUGUUGCGCGAUGUCGACUGCAGAUGUCAGCCCUGGGCAGAACAAAGCCAAACGGCAGCGAUAUGAUGAGCCUCGUACAGAGCUUGCGCUUGCGGCCGGCGGAGGAAGCGGCCCGCGCCAGGAACUGGCCUCCUCUCGGCCCAAGUCAACACUAGAGGCGCUCCCCACAGACCUCCUAGACCGCAUAGCUCAGACCCUGUCACCCAACGAGGUGGCAUGCACGCUGCGCCUGCUCAGUCGCACGCUAGCAGCCCACUUCCGCAGCCACACCGCCGUGCAGCUGUCGCAGCCGGUGCCGCACCACGCCUUCGUGCGGCGCUUCGGCCGCUGGUCCUCGGUGCGCUCGCUGCCGCUGGCUCAGCGGCGCAAGCUCAUCGCUCUGACGGCGGCCAGCGGCAGCUUGGAGAACCUGCGCGUGGUGGCGGGCGGCCCGGAUGUGACGCAGGCGGUUGGCACCGCAGGCUGCGCGCUGACGGAGGAGGUGUUCACCGCCGCCGCGGCGGCGGGGCACAUGCACAUGUGCAAGGCACUCUUUCAAAUGGGUUGUCCCUGGGCCACGUCCGCUGUGGAGGCGGCCGGCUGCGCCGGCCACGUGCGUGUGGUUCGCGCCCUCGUCCGCGGCGGCUGCCCCUGGAAGUUCCCGGAAGCCGCCAUCCACUGCAGCAGUGCUGAGGUGGUGUCAGAGAUGUACCGGCUGCACACCGCCGGGCGCGGCUACGCGCCGGAUGCGGCGGCCUUUGAAACACCUUCCAGUGCCAGCGGCGGCGCCAGCGGCGGCGAGGGCGGCGCGGAAGGUGGCGACGGCGGUGCAGAGGCGGCGGAGGAGUCGGGGGAGGAGCCAUCCGAUGAGGAACUGGAGCCGGAGCCGGCGGAGGAGGAGGGCAUGGGGGCUGAAGCGUUUUGGGGGCCGGCCGUCGCCUCCGCGUGGGAUGACGACGACAUCUGCACACGGAAGUGGGUCACGGCCGCCUAUCACCUGCCGCUGGCGGGUCUGCAGCAACUGGUGGCGCACGCGCACGACUUGCAGUCCUCACGGCCCGGCCAGACCGUGCACAUCCCCUGGGAAGGCAUGUGGGAGGCGGCUGUCUGCGACCCCAGCCCAGGCUGGCAGUCCAAGGCAACCUGGCUGCAUGGGCGGCAGCAGGAGCAGCGGCAGCGUGCUGAGGCAGGAGCGGCUGCGGCGCCAGCAGGGACCGCACCUGAGCCGGCACAGACUCUUCAGUUGAGCCGCUGCGUACGGGACAUCAGCAAGAGUGGCGCGGCAGUCCGGGGCUGGAGCGCCGACGGGCUGAGGCAGCGGCUGGCGUGGCUGCGGGAGAGGGGUUACCAACUUACGAUGCCGCCGCCGGAGCUGCUGCCGCUGCAUGACGCGGCGGUUAUCGGCGAGCUGCUCGAGGAAUGCCUCAAACCUGUUAAAUUUGACACCACAGAGCGUUGGGACGUGUGGCGACAGCUGUGGGAACACACAGCGGCCGGCGGGCACGUCGACACGCUGCACCUGUUGAAGGAGCGACAGCCGCAGCUGGAGGAGCGGAUAGCGGACUGGGAGCGUUGCUUUGUCCAACACCUGAUGCGACGAGCGUCUGCGACGGACGAGGCGCGUGCGUGGCGGGUUGCGCGCGUGGGUGCUGUGGCGCCGGCGGCAGUCGUCGGCGCCGCGCGCGCUGGCCGGGCGGACGUGCUGACGUGGCUGCUGGAGCAGUACCCGCCUGCGGACGUGUUGCAGGAGGGUCUGUGGGAGGCGGCGGCAAGUGGUGGUGGCAGCCUGGCGGUGCUACUGCUGCUGGCUGAGAGCGGAUGCCCGGGCGAGUUUGGGAGCAGUUUGCUUGGCACCGCUAUGGCAGCCGGGUGCGCCCUGGAGGCAGUUGAGUGGGCGGUGCGGCAGCGCGGGUGCAGCGUGGCGGAGGGCGCGAUGGUCGCCGCCGCGAUACGCGGGGACGCAGUGCUGCUGCAGAGGCUGCAAGCAAUGGGCGGGCCGCUGACGGCAGGUGUGGCUUCUGCCCUUGCGAGGCACGGCCGCACAGAGCUUCUGGAGUGGGCGGGCGGGCAGGGCUGUGUGUUUGCGGAGGCACAGCUUUGCGAGGCCGUGAGCGCCGGCCGCGCAGAGGUGGUGGAAUGGAUUCUGCUGCGCGCUCAGCAGACUGGGCGUGAGCUGACAUAUAAGGUGGACGGCCUGGAUUCGUAUGGAUAUGUGAGCGGCAUUUGGCGGUCACCAGUGCAGCAGGGUGAUCUCGGCACCCUAGCGACGCUGCUGCAGUACCGCGGCGGGAACACGGCACUGGGGGCUGCUGGCUACGGGUUGCGUGAUGCCGCGUACCACACCUACAGCCUGCCCUUCGUGUUCUAUGCGCUGCGGCACGGGGAGCCGCAGAGGAAUCACGACACCGGCGAGCGCUGGGACUUUUGCAGUGAGGUGCAGGUCGUGCUCUCGGCUGAUGAGGAGUCAGACUCGCGGCGCGGGCCGAGAACGCGGGGGCCGAAGGCGCGUGACGCGGCACCGGAGUUUGGCAGGUGGGCGCGCGAGGCGUGUGCCCUGAUGGAGCAGGGGUACGCGCUGGCCAAAAUGCUGCGCAGUGCGGCGGCGAUGGAUGAGCAGCAGGAUGAGAUGGGGCUUGCGGUCGGUCGGUCGCACCUGCUGUGUGCAUUGGCGGAGAUGCGGGCUGCGUACAAUAAGGUGGCGGAGGAGGUCGACGCCCGGCUGGCGAGCGUGAUGGAAUGGGACCCGGCUGCAGCUUGAGGGCGCCGGGGCGUUUGCAGGUGUGGGGGUUAUAUUAUGAAUAGCGAAAGAAAUGGUAGACGGUAGACGAUCUUGGGGGCGGCGGUGCACGUGCAUGCGGUGUGUGUGUGUGUGUGUGUGUGUGUGUGUGUGUGUGUGUGUGUGUGUGUGUGUGUGUGUGUGUGUGUUGGUGUGUGUACGGUGUGUUGGUGUAUGUGUGUGUGUGUGUGUGUGUCGGUGUGUUGGUGUGUGUACGGUGUGUUGGUGUGUGUGUUGGUGUGUUGCUGUUGCUGUUGGUGUAUUGGGAUCGACACGGUAGCUCUCCAAAGUUGUGCGGUGGCCCGAAGUGCCACGGGCAAUGGAGCGAAGCCAGUAAUGUGGUGACUGCGAGACCGGCGCUGCCGUAACGUACUGUAUAUC
Chlamydomonas reinhardtii is the source of this 3357-nucleotide messenger RNA. RefSeq lists its product as uncharacterized. NCBI's taxonomy places the organism in Eukaryota, Viridiplantae, Chlorophyta, Chlorophyceae, Chlamydomonadales, Chlamydomonadaceae. Gene Ontology annotation, biological process: sphingolipid catabolic process; ceramide biosynthetic process. Gene Ontology annotation, molecular function: glycerophospholipase activity. The coding region runs from base 232 to 2958 and encodes 908 amino acids. The record is from RefSeq and is a predicted model, not a curated record. The transcript is spliced from 2 exons. Gene Ontology annotation, cellular component: membrane; endoplasmic reticulum; cell periphery.